This is a messenger RNA of Moneuplotes crassus, 1712 nucleotides long. NCBI's taxonomy places the organism in Eukaryota, Ciliophora, Spirotrichea, Euplotida, Euplotidae. The record is from the annotation of a GenBank genome assembly.
AUUAGACAAUGUCUUUAUUCAAAAAGAAAGGAAAGAAAGCCAGGAAGGGCAAGAAAGAGGAGAACAAGAAUAAUUCUGUCAAGCACACAUCUAAGCCCAGCUUUGACCCAGAUGAAGAGGAUGAAGAAGAUAUUUUAAACUCUCUAGGUAUCAACAAGAAGAAGUCUAUCGUUAAAAAGACCAAACAUAAGCUUAAUAAAAUAAAUUAUGAUGAAGAAGAAAACUCAAAGAAUGUGUACAUCCCCAAGAAAACUAAAAGUAUGGCAAAUGAAUCUGCAUUUACCAGUGUUUAUGGGCAAAAUAAUCAGGGAGAUAAUUCUCAUAAUGAGGAUGCUAGGCCAACUUAUUCUUCUGGAGAGCUUGAGAAGCUUAAGGAUUCACAAUUUCAGUCUAACAAGACUGCUUCAGAACAUAUUCAGAUGUUAGAAGCUAAAGCUGAGGCCUACCAAACUGAUGAGAGCGCAAUGCCACCUCCUGACAAGAUUGAAAAUGAAGAAUUCACCCACGACGAACAAGACAAAAUGAAGAAAAUCAUUGAUGUUAGGAAGAAAAAGAAACUCGCAGAAUCUGGUCUUGCAAUGAACACCAAAAAGGCUGAAUUCCUUGCUCCAAAAGAUGUUCAAAUGGCAGAAGAAGACAUCUCUGAUCUCAAGCAAGGCAUUCAGGAUAUCUAUACCAUAAAUACUGAUAGAAAUGAAGUCCUGCUUGAAGACUUUGGAGAUGGAGAAAGCUGGAUUGAUAACCAAUUACAAAACGCUCUUGGAGCUGGGAACCACGACUCUGAUGAGCAUAUGAUAUCCUUAUAUAACUCUUCAACGAAUGAAGUGACAUUCACAGAUAGUUCAGAAAUGAGAUCCAUUAAGUUCAGCAUGGGAAAAUCAAUCGAAGAAUACCAAGGAGACCUAGAAUACGAAGUUAGUAAGCUAGAAACCUCUAUCACUAACAAAAAGAGCAUGCUUGCAUCAAUUGAAAAAGGGAUCAAAUCUCAUGAAAAAGAAAUAGAAGAUUCCUCCAAAAUGAUCCAAGAAAGCACACAGGGGUUUAAACUUCUCAUGGAGUUUGCAGAAGCAUUGGAAGACCUCACUGAACUUAUGGACGAAAAGCAAAAGGAAAUUGAUAAUGUCUAUCAUAACUUAAAAUUAGUUGAGAGUCAGCAUUUGGAAAUCUGUGAAGAUGUCAAAAAGAAAGACACCACCUCGCAAAGUUCAAUGGGAAACAAAAAGGCAGGACUAGGGUUUACAACAAGGCCUCAAAUAAUGCACAGCGCUGUGAAUUCAAUCAGAGUCUUAGAAAAAGAGCACCAAAAAGAUAUAGAAGCUGCUCAAAGCACUAUAAAAGAUAUUCUAAGUAAAGUAAAAGAAGAGUACAAGUAUCCACAAACUCUGCUGGAAACAAUAAAACAGGUCUAUCAAAGCUAUACUUCAACAGAAGGUUUCCCAUUUGAUUUUGAUAUUAGAGAUACCUUUGACAUUCUUUUACCAUAUGUCAAACUAAAUUUGAUAGAGAAUUACACUAUAAGAGAGUCAACAGGGUCUAUUACCUCAAUCACAAAUCCAACAAAGUUAAAACAGUACUUGCUUUCCUCCUCAAAUCCAUACUACUCCUUUACAGAGGAGUGAAAAUCCCUUUUGGGUAAAGAAAGUGUAAAAGAGUCGUCAAAAAUAGAUCAGCUGUGGAUAAAUAUUGUAACUAGUCUGCUUUCAGGAUCCUAG